Penicillium cataractarum is the source of this 243-nucleotide messenger RNA. RefSeq lists its product as uncharacterized. NCBI's taxonomy places the organism in Eukaryota, Fungi, Ascomycota, Eurotiomycetes, Eurotiales, Aspergillaceae. The record is from RefSeq and is a predicted model, not a curated record. The coding region runs from base 1 to 243 and encodes 80 amino acids. The transcript has 2 exons.
AUGUCAGCACCAGUUGGUCCUAUCAUCGCCCAGCUCCAGCAGCUCCCUGCCCGUUCUCGUCAGGGCUUGAACAACCUUCGCCAGAGGCUCUUCCAGCAGGAGGCUAAGCCUAAGAAGGAGGGCCAGUUGCUUCGCACCUCGCUGAACGUCCACCGUCCCGUCUGGGUUACCGCUGCUGGUGGUGUCUACACCAGCCUGGCGGCUGUCUACCUCACCAUGAGAUACCUGAAACACGUCAGGUAG